Xenia sp. Carnegie-2017 is the source of this 3676-nucleotide messenger RNA. RefSeq names its product synaptotagmin-6-like. The transcript is spliced from 4 exons. The record is from RefSeq and is a predicted model, not a curated record. Bases 557 to 1726 code for a protein of 389 amino acids. Gene Ontology annotation, molecular function: clathrin binding; calcium ion binding; calcium-dependent phospholipid binding. Lineage: Eukaryota; Metazoa; Cnidaria; Anthozoa; Malacalcyonacea; Xeniidae. Gene Ontology annotation, biological process: regulation of dopamine secretion; cellular response to calcium ion; regulation of calcium ion-dependent exocytosis.
GAAUGAAAAAGGUGACUUGUACAAUGUUAGUACAACCUUCACUCAAAAAACGCCGAGCGCAGUUGACAUAGAAAUUUCUCAAAAGUCCUUCGUUUCAGAAAAACGUCGUUAUCUUUUUCUUUUUGUUAUUCAUUUUUCCUCUUCAUGUUUCUUUUAAUAUUUUUAGAAAAUGAUUAAUGAAAAUUUCAAUAAUAUUAUUCUCUCACAUUUUUAUGUUAAUGAAUAGUAUAUUUAUCUUUGAUCUCAUGCAGUCUUUUUGUGUGUUUAUGGUCACUGAAGCAAAUAAUCAUUGAUGCUUUGAAAGCAUAUUAUUCCUUGCCUUAAGAUAUUUUACUAGCCAACGAACAAUUAAAGUGUAUAAUGCUAUAUAGGAGAAGAUCGAAGCUAUCUGCGUAAAAGCGACUCUUUUUUGACAAUCUUUAAAGUGUUUUGGCUGCUUGACCUUUCUUUGAUCGUUUCCAUUCAUAUGGAAACGUUGAAUCCUUUCAAACGGAAAGGAAAUUGACUCGACGAUUUUGGUUGUUGUGUUAAAUAAUCUAAGAAUAUUGGCGAGGCGAUGGAAGAUUUUUUGAAGUCAACUUUCGACUACAAGGUCCCUCGAGAAGUUACGGAACAACAGGAAGAUGAAGAUGAAACUAGCACAAAGUUUAUUAUAAUACUUGUGCUCUCUCUAUUUUUUGCUGCUUGUGUUGGGGUCAUUCUUCUGGCAAUACUUUGUAAAUGGUUAAAAAAGACGAAAACAUCAGAGAAUAUGGAAAAUCCACCUUUGAGCAAAGAGCUACUAAUGUCGAUGGAAAAACCACGUCACGUAAAACUCAUGCGUACCGAUAGUUCCCGAUCUGUGAUCAUCGACAACAAUCGUGAUGCAUCAGGCCUUUCGACGCCACUCAGCCCACUCAGUGAAGAAGAUGGCCCUUUAACAUUCGAGAAAGGACGGUUGGAAUUUUCUAUGUUUUAUGAUCGUGAACAGGAAAAUUUGAAUGUCAACAUCAUUCAAUGUCACGGCCUACUUCAGACAUCUUAUGUGUAUCAUGUGGAAGGCACUCUUUUACCUGAUCUAACAACACGUAAAAAAACAACAUCACGUCAACACAAUCCAAGUCCAGUAUUUGAAGAAAUUAUCAAAUUCUCUCUUCCUUUUGAAGAACUGCCAGAGAGAACAUUACUGUUAAACGUACUUGAAUUGGACAGUUUUUCUCAAAGAUUACCUGUUGGCCAUUUGCUUUAUUCAUUUGAUACUGAAAACAAUAAUUACAUGGAUAUAAUGCGCAUUGACGCGGAUUUAAGUCGUGAACUACCUCAGGAUAAUUUUGACGAUGUUGGUGUUGGUGAAAUAUUAGUUUCUAUCUGCUACAUGCCAACGGCUGGACGUCUUACUGUCGUUAUUCUCAAGUGUCGUUUGUAUGAAGCGACCAAUGGACUUCCAAAUCCAUUUCUCAAAGUUUCGCUUAUGCUCAAUCGAAAGCAAUUAAAAAAGAUCAAAACUUCAGUUAAGUAUAAAACACUUACUCCAGUGUACAACGAGGCCUUCAUAUUUGAUGUUCCUGCACAGCAUAUUGUGAAUGUUGGUCUUUAUGGUAGAGUCAUCAAUGAAAGAGAAGGUUCAAAACAACUAGGAAAAUUUGUUAUCGGCUCGAUGGCUGGAACUAGCUUUGGAUUACAUCAUUGGGAAAAUAUGAUGCUUCGCCCCAGGAAACCUAUCGCUCUGUGGCACAAGAUUUUGUAAAUAAUGCCCGACACACAAAAAAACUGAAAUCGAGAGUUGUAUCAAAUGCUCCGAUAAUUAAAUUCCUAUAAGAUUUUACAAAUAUUUUGUUAGUAUCAUCCGACAACGUUGGAAGACACGAUAUUUAGUUUUUUCUAGAAAAUUCAGCUAUGUUUGAAACAAAAAAAACCGCGUGCCUUACGGUGAAGAACAAGAUCGAUUAUUACUUGAAGUAUUCGUGAAACGUUCGAAAACUUUCUCAAUGACGACUUUGAAUCUACGAUUGCGCAGCACAUAAAGGAAUGGGUCUAGUGAGCAGUGGACUUGAAUGAGACAAUUGAGUGGAUGCAGCCAAGUGUGGAAUGUGACGAUAUUUCCACCAGAGAGUCUGUCGUAAAACCUGAAAAUUGUGGACGGCAGCCAACUGAGGAGAAAAACCAGAAGAAGUAGAAAUAUGGUUUUUGUAGCACGCAUUUUGGAUAGAAACUUUUUCCCUUUUUUAUUCAGUCGUGACUGCUUCCAUAUUUUAUUCUCCUGUUUCUUUGCAAUAAUGAAAAUUGAAAUAUGUGUUGCGACAAUGGAAAUUACAAUGACCGAUAUAACACAAGGAAAUACAACCGCUGACAAUUCUCUUCUAAAGUAUGCAGUCGCACCCAUGCUGAAUGAUAUCAACCAUAUACCGCUUACAAAGAUUGAUGACAUCUUUUCAGUCAUGAUGUUUUCAUAUCGUAAUGGCCAUUGUAUUACAAUAUAACGAUCAACUGUUGCCAUUAGUAAACUGAGAGCACUUCCUGAUAAUGUUGCUUGACCAAUGCAUCUUCUCAAAGCCCAUUCAUAAUUUUGUUGAGGGUGACGAGCUAGCAACCUUCGUAUGACAAAUGGUUGGAAAAAAACACCUGCCAUUAGGUCUGAGAUACAUAGACUCGUACUGAAAACAUCUGUUCUUUUUCUCAAAUCUGUGUAACUAAAAACCAACGCAACAAGUAGAAUAUUGGCUAAGGAGCCUAAUAUUAUUGCCAUAAUGUCGAGCGCUGAUAUUAGAACGGCGAUAGAGAAAUUAAUUUGCACAAAAUUCUGCACGUUUGGCAAUGUCGCAUUGACAUUUGGCGAGAAGUUCCUGUGAGCAUCCAUUUUCUAGAAAAAUGAUUAAAAAGUGGAACUUAUUCAUUACAAUUGCCUCUUACUUCCUACUUACAAAACCAAAUUUAUUUCAAGUAGCCACUAGACUAGCUAUGUUAAAGGCAAUUUCCCUUUAAAAAUUCUUCCGCAUAUUGUAAGCUGUAUUUUUUCGUAGAGUUUGUUUGCGUUGAUUGUUUUAUGGUGAUAAUUAUCUCUCUCUUGAUUUCCUAACUUUAGAUCACCACAUGAAACUGAAUAUAAACACGCACGAAAAAUUUCACAAUUCAUUUCGAGGGAUGUGGGUGACAAUCAAAAAUACCUGCUUACCUGCUAGAAUGCUUCUUAAUAUUUCUGUGUUGAGUGAGAUAUGACUUUUUCUACGUUGUGUUUCUCGAACAACAUACAACAGCGUUUCUACAAGGCUUUCUCGAAAACAGACACGUUUUUACAUACAACAGCGUUUCUACAUUAAUCUUCAGCUAAAAUGAAUGAUCCUCUUUUGAGCUCUUGAAGUCGUGUAAUUUACAUAUCACUAUAAUUUAAUUAUUUUAACUUAUAAUUGUAAAUAUAUUCAGCCUAAACAAACCUUUUUGUCAGAUGCUAGAAGUACAAGCACGUCUCAGUUCGCAACUUCAAAACAACAAACUCUAAGUAUCAGUUGUUCGUUUCUUCAACAUUAUAUUAAGCAAUUGUCUGUUUUGCUUAACGACGUGAAAAAAAUUAAGAAUUCAAAGUCAAUUUGAAAAAGAUAAUUGUAUUUUGUUCACAUAUAUUCUUCAAGGUGUAUAAUUGUAAUUUACGUUCAUGUGCGUCUAACAAUCUUAAUUAUACGAUUUAUUAACAUCUGGAAAA